This is a messenger RNA of Eurytemora carolleeae, 2125 nucleotides long. RefSeq names its product LIM and calponin homology domains-containing protein 1. NCBI's taxonomy places the organism in Eukaryota, Metazoa, Arthropoda, Copepoda, Calanoida, Temoridae. The record is from RefSeq and is a predicted model, not a curated record. Gene Ontology annotation, cellular component: stress fiber. Gene Ontology annotation, molecular function: myosin II head/neck binding. Gene Ontology annotation, biological process: positive regulation of stress fiber assembly; regulation of focal adhesion assembly.
GAUGUUUUGAUAGAAGAAGAGGAGGAGUAUUCUGUAGAAGAGACAAUCCUCCCCGCUUCAUCCUCCUCAUCCCAUCCGUCAUCAUCCUCCACCUCCAACCCUUCUUAUUCAUCCAGAUCCAAACCUACUUGUUCAUCCAGUCCUGGUCCUAGUCAAACCUCCUCCAGGGCGGAUACAGAGAAGGUGGAGUCCAAGGUUAGGGCAGAGCCAGAGGGUGCUAAAGGGGCGAAUGAGGGAGAGAAGGCGAAUGAUCCGUAUCAGAAUGCUAUCGAUGGUUACAGAACCUUGGCACACUCUCAAUUCAGUACUGAAGGACAGGUAGAGAAAAAUAUCCCGUUGACCGGCAGUAGUGGAGCAGGAAGAUCAGCUUCAGCCAACAACAGUAUACUUGAUGAUUCCACCUCUUCUAAGGAUGAAGAGUGGGAGAAAAAGAUAGAAACCUACGUCCAGCCCACACGAAAAUCCUCCACCGAUCUCUCGGACAAAAUGCGACUCAAACUCGCAAGUUUUGAGGAGAACAAAUCUGCGAAACCGGAGACUGUAACGCGGGUUAUCGAACCAGAUAACUCCUUCAGGGAUAAACUCAAAGCAUUCAAGAAUAUAGAAACAAGUGCUGGAGAAACUUCAAUGCUUCGACGAGACUCUGAACCUAGUCUUGUAUCCAAGCUGCCGGGAUACAAGUCCUACAGAUCAUCCUCCUCGUCUGCCCUCAUGAACACUUUUCAAAAUAAUAAAUUUUUUCAACAAAGUAACUCUCUGAGUAGUGAGGGGGAUGGUGAGGAUAACAUUGCUCUGGAUGAUGCACUUGAAGAGAGCUUCUCCCAGCUAGAGGAGAAAACUAAACCUGUAUUCAGGGCGGAAGAUUUUAUUCCCAGUACUGAACGCCUGGCUCCGCCGUCAGAGAAACCUCCGCCUCUACCCCCUGUUCCGCCACCAAUGAUUGAGGAUGAGGUUCAAGAGGAUGAUUUAGCUCAGCAGGAGAGAGAGAUUAUAGAAAGUCUGGAAAGAGAGGAGACAGCAAAAAAGAAAAGAAAUGAAUUUAAAGGAGGUUCCCCUGUUAAAUCCGUUCAAGAUGAGGUAUUGUCUGUGUCAACAAAACCAUCUCAAUUAGUAAAACAACAAACUGAAUCCUACUCCCAAUCCAUCACUCAGUACACGCAACAUAGCCAGACAAACUCAUAUCCUUCAUCUAAAACGCCAGCCAUCUUGGAGAAAAAUGGUGGGAACAGUGUUCAUCAGAAUCGGUCGUCUUCCACAACUCAGGAUGACCGGAUUUUGGCGGGAAAAUCUCAGAUUGGGUUCCCUUCUCGAAGCCAAGGACUUGGUUCCCCCCAAGAAUCUGAUUUACAGACUAGAAGGAAGGGGGAUGGAGUUUCUGGGUCUAAGGAUUAUAAUCAACACUGGCUGAUUCAGGAGGCAGAGCAAAGAAGAAUUACAGAAGCACAACAGAAACAAAAUCAUCCAGCAUCCAAACCAGCUGUUCAAGGGAUGAAUAAAAGUGUUGGAAUGAAUCACAAUUCUGGAAUGAGUCCAGUUAUGAGUGGGAUGAAUAAUAAUGCUCGGAUGAGUCCAGUCAAGGCAGGGAUGAGUCCUGUUAUGAACUAUGGAUCCGGGAUGAAUGGAUCAGGAAUGAAUGGAUUGCUCCCUGUAACGGAGAAUAUCUACGCGAAUGUUGAUUCAACCCAUAUACCUUACACCAGAAACCAAAGUGUUUACGGAGCUCCUAUUUCUCCUCCUCAUGUCGGAGGAGUUGCGCCUCCGCCCCCGCAAGGUGUCGGAGGUGGUCCCCAGGUGCCUCCGAGAGGAGGGGAUGGACAAGAACGAGUGCUGAGUGUGAGUGGGAAGAAGAAAUGUUCCGCCUGUAAAGAAGAACUAGGGCGUGGUGCUGCGAUGAUAAUUGAAAGUUUAGGAAACAGAUUUAAGAGUACGUUAUCUAUGUACAGUGUACAGCUGGGAAAUGGUGAACAGGGUACAGAUGUAAGAGUACGGAAUAACCGACUUCAUUGCCAGAAUUGUUAUUCUAAUGACGAAGGCUUGAAAUUCAGCAAGGUCUGAGAUAUUGUAAAAUUAAGAAUUGGAGUUUUAAUUUUUAUAUUAAGAAGCUAUUCAAACUUAACUUUUUUAU